Molecule: messenger RNA, 2157 nt
Organism: Leishmania major strain Friedlin
Lineage: Eukaryota; Euglenozoa; Kinetoplastea; Trypanosomatida; Trypanosomatidae
Exons: 1
Coding region: 1-2157 (718 amino acids)
Molecular function (GO): ATP binding; ATP hydrolysis activity
Source: RefSeq, a predicted model, not a curated record
AUGACGAGCCUCGGCACCGUCGGCGAUGUCGUGGAUGCAUUCAGCUCCGUUCCACCCGCUCACAUGCCGGGGCACUUUGGCAACUAUGCGGUGCAAUACCUCUCAAGUCAUAUUGACUCCCUCGUGCAGUCAGUCCCAGUGACAUUCGUGUACGUUCUUCUCCUCGGGUACCCCCUUUUCGCUGGGCUGCUUCGGGUUGUGCGGCCGCUCUUGGAGAGCUGGAUCAUGGGAAGCAGUGUAACCCUCGGCAUGGUUGUGGGACUCCCAUACAUACAGCGUAACAUCAUCGUCCAGCUGCCGCCGUUUUUUUUCGUCGAAGUGCCCAACCACAACGUUCUGCUACAGAACGCGGUGCUCAUGUAUGUGUGCCACCACCUCUGGCUCCAGAAGCCGCUACCGUCGCGUUUCUUCUACCAAAACACUCACAUGGUUACGUUGCUCGAUCCCUAUCGCUCCUGGCACGCUAGCGUAAACGUCGGGUCGCCGUUUUACGUUGGGCCGAGCAAGACCAACCGAAGCAACCCAGCAGAUGUCCUCACAGAGAAGCAGCUCGAGCGCCUUCGCCUGAUAAAGCUACCGCACAAGGCGUGGAUUCCUGUAAUGUCGGACGACAUCGAGCUGUAUUUCAAAGAAGAGCCGCUGACAGUAGCUGAUUAUAGCGUUCCAUGGAUACGCCGCACCGUGUCGUUGCGCUGCCGCGCCGCUCCCGGAUCUGCAGCGAAGCUGGACGAAUUUGUGCGACGUGCGCUGGAGGUGUUCGCGGAGGGGGCACCGGGGAAAGAGGACGACGCGCUGCGGUGGUUCUUCGCGUACGGAGGCAAGUCUGACGACAGGGUGUUCUUCAACCAGUACGUGCUGCGCAGCAACAAGGGCUUCGACACGCUAUUCUUCCCGCAGCGCGACGCGACGCUGACGCUGAUCAAUCAAUUCAUGCAGCGGCGCGGCCGGUUCGCCGUGGAGGGGUUCCCGCAGAGGCUGGGGUUCCUUGUGUACGGGCCGCCGGGGACGGGGCGGCACGCGUUCGUGAAGGCGCUCGCGGCGCACACGGGGCGGCACAUCGUGUCUGUGCCACUGUCGAAGCUGCGCACGAACCAGCAGCUGUACGACAUCUUCUUUGCGCGCGAGUUCCAGUCGGAGGGGGGAGACAGCGUGCAGAAGCUGCGCAUGGAGGACGUGAUCUUCUUGUUCGACGACGUGGACGCGGCGGACUCCGUUGUGUGCGCGCGUGCUGCGCGCCGCGUGGUGCAGCGCCGUGCUGCUGCUCGGCUGACUGCGCGCGCGGGGUGGCGCGAGGCCCCGCUGACGAACUGCGUGAUCGAGAUGGACACGUCGUCGUCGCUGCCGGUGAUGCGCGUGGAGGACAACGCGCUGCCGCUUGCGCUGCUGCUGAAGAUUAUGGGUGGCGACGCGUCGAAGAGUGACGGCGCGCCAGCGGUGGGCCGCGGUGGCGGCGGGAGCACGGGCGGGCGGCGGCAGAAGACGGAGGAGACGGCGGCGGCGACAUGUGAAGCGGGCGCGAAGGUUGACGGCGGGCACCUGUUCGGGAUGAACGACGUGCUGCUCGGGGAUAGCAAGGACAAGCUGGACCUUUCGGGGCUGCUGAACGUGCUGGACGGCGUGGUGGACAUGCCUGGGCGGAUGGUUGUGAUGAUCACGGAGCACCCGGAGUGGCUGGACCCUGCACUGAUCCGGCCGGGGCGCUUCAGUGUGCGGCUGCGGUUGGACUACAUGGAAAUGGAGACGCUUGUGCAGAUGCUGGGGCUGUACUACGGCGACGUGGCGCACUCGCGGCGCGGCAGCGGUGCUGGUGCCGAUGGCUGUGCUGUGGGUGCGGGCGUGGACGGCCGUGUGAAGGCGGCUCGCGCGGCGCAGUACCCUGCGGCUGGUGCUGGUGCUGCUGCUGGGUGUGCGGUGCACCGCGAGCUGAGCGAGGUGCAGGUGGCGCGUGUGCGUGGCGUUGUUGCUGCGCUGGAGGCGGAGGCGGAGGCUGCUGCUGCGCGCGAGGUGAGCACGGAUGGUAGCAGCGGCAGCGGCGAGAGCAAAUACCGCUUCCAGGUGACGCCAUGCGAGGUGGAGAUGCUGUGCAUGGAGCAGGACGACCUGGAGGGCUUCCUGAGCCAGCUGGCUGGCCUGGUGCGUGGGACGGUGCAACUUUGA